Messenger RNA from Juglans regia (Persian walnut), 570 nucleotides. RefSeq lists its product as uncharacterized. NCBI's taxonomy places the organism in Eukaryota, Viridiplantae, Streptophyta, Magnoliopsida, Fagales, Juglandaceae. The transcript has a single exon. Bases 1 to 570 code for a protein of 189 amino acids. The record is from RefSeq and is a predicted model, not a curated record.
AUGGAGAACGUCUACGACCAUGUAAACUGGGAUUUCCUCUUAUACUUGCUGGGGAGAUGCAGGUUUGGGGUUACAUGGCGAUCGUGGAUUAGUUGGUGCAUCUCAAUGGCAAAGUUCUCAGUUUUGAUCAAUGGUUGCCCCACAGGUUUCUUUAGUAGUUCUCACAAUUUGAGGCAAGGUGAUCCACUAUCCUCAUUUCUCUUUGUCAUCAGUAUAGAGGCCCUUAGUAAGAUGAUAUCGGCGAUGGUUGCUCAUGGUUUUAUGGCUAGAUUCUCGAUUGGUGACCCCAAUAGGGGCAUUAUUACUUUGUCUCAUUUACAUUUUACAAAUGACACACUCUUAUUCUGUGAAGCAGACCGUAAUCAACUGAAGUCAUUGAAGGCUCUCCUCCUAUGCUGCGAAGUAGUGUUAGACUUGAAAGUGAAUUUUGACAAGUUAGAAAUAGUGCUAGUGGAGAACGUCAGCAAUACUCUGCAACUAGCUAGUAUACUUGGGUGCAAGGUAGCCUCUUUUCCCAUGUCUUAUUUGGGAUUGCCUCUGGGAGCGGCCUCAAGGGCCUCAUCUAUUUGA